CCGCCCUCCUGCCAGUGGUGGCAGCACUGAGCCCAUGAGCUCCAACAUCUACUUUUUUACUUGCAGUUGUUUCGGUUCUGGUUUCUUUCUUCUCUGCUGUCGUUUAUAGAAAACCUCCAACAUGAAGCCACGGAUCUCUGAAACUCUUUAACUGACGGUUUACGUCUUUAAACGGAACAAACUGGACCUUUAACGGUCGGAGCCAUCCGAACUGUUCCUAUUAGCUCCACGCUAGCUGCUCGGGCCGGUGUGGACCGGAUUUCUGACGAGACAUGUGUGUGUUUUUCCAGAGGCCUAGAUGAGAGAAGAUGAUGAAUGAAGUGAAGGUGGAAGAGGAGGAGGAAGGAGGAGACGAAGGCCCGCCGAUGCCUCCUGACCCCCAGAGUUUCUGCUCUACUCCAGAACCGGCCUCGGACCAACACAAACCCAAACGGCGCCACCGCUGCUCGCUGUGCGGCCGGGAGUUCGCCGGCCCGGCCCGUUUGGCCGACCACGUUGCCACGCACUACGGCUACAAGCCGCACAGCUGCUCCGUCUGCGGGAAGCGCUUCACCAAGAAGGUGAACGUGUUGGUGCACCAGCGGGUCCACACCGGGGAGAAGCCUUACUCCUGCCCCGACUGCGGCGUCAGCUACGCUCAGCGUGGCUGCCUGCGCCGCCACCUCCUCAUCCACUCCCCAGAGAAACCCUUCAGCUGCUCCCUGUGUGGGCGUGGCUUCGUCCAGCGCCGCUACCUGGUCCAGCACGAGCGCACCCACACCGGGGAGAAACCGUUCUCCUGCUCGCUCUGCCCCAAACGCUUCGCCUCCCGCAGCGGCCUGUCCGACCACCUGAAGACCCACCAGGAGCAGAAGCAGCAUUCCUGCUCGCUCUGCGGGAAAACCUUCUCCUCCGCGUCGUCGUUCCGGGAUCAUGUGAGGAACCACACGGGACGCAAACUCCACCCCUGCUCACUGUGUGGGAGGAGCUUCAACCGGCCGAGUCUCCUGAAGAAACACCUGCAGAAACACGCGGAUGGAACCCUGGAGAAGGAAGAAGCUGCUCUCUGCUGCUUCCUGUGUCAGGAGCAUUUCUCCUCCGUCAAAGAGGCCAAGGAUCACGAGCGGCAGCACCACGCCGCGACCCGGUUCUCCUGCGACAUCUGCAGCCGCUCGUUCACUCGCUCGUCCCGGCUGAAGGACCACCUGCGCUCCCACACGGGGGAGCGGCCGUUCCAGUGCGACGUCUGCAAGACGCGCUUCACCGUGCUGAGAGCGCUGAGGAAGCACCAGGAGAUCCACAGCCGGCCGGACCGCCGGGCCCACACAGCGCCGCCUGGAGGUCCGGAUCCGCCAGAACUGAACCCAGACGAGCUUCUGGACGGAACCAGCGCUGCCCUGCAGGUGGAGACCCGCAGCGACGAGUCGGUGCCUUCACUGACUGACCCGAUCCCUGCCAGGACAGAGCCAGAGAAGAACCUGGAGGCCCAGGAGGUCUCAGAAAACCUGCAACCGGAACCGCCGGGUCCACUGGAACCGCCGGGUCCACCGGAACCGCCGGGUCCAGAGACUCAGACGACCUGCAAGAGUCCGGCGGCGAGGAAGAAGAGGAACCACAGCUGCAGCAUCUGCUCCAAGAGCUUCCUGAAGCCCUGCCUGCUACGGGAACACAUGAGGGUCCAUAUCAGGGAGGGCCGGCUGCCAGACCCGGCCGACAAGGUGUUCUGGCUCCACAUGCGGACCAGCGGCCAGAAGAAGAAAACCGUGAUGAUGAUGAAGGAGGAAGAGCGCCGACCUGGUGACCCCUCCACCUCUGACCCCGCCCUCGUCCCUGAUGCCGGGCCGCAUGCCGGUAACCAUGGCGACCAGGGUGGGAACCAAAGCGAACAGCAGGAGGAAGAGGAUGUCAGCGGUUUGAUCAACUCUGAUGGAGAGGAAGAGCGCUGGGAACCGGAGCGCCGCGCAGGUCCAAAGAUCCGCUCCGACCCGCCGGCAGACGGCCGCUCCACGGGAAAAUCCAAGAGCUGCUGCCCGGUGUGCGGCCGCGACUGCUUCAAGGCCUCGGCGCUGCAGAAGCACCUGCGCAUCCACUCCGGCGAGCGGCCCUUCCAGUGCCCCACCUGCAGGAAGAGCUUCGUGCAGCACGUCCACAUGACGGAGCAUCAGCGCAUCCACACCGGCGAGAAGCCCUUCACCUGCGGCGUCUGCAGCAAGAGCUUCACCUUCUCCAGCGCCCUGCGCCGCCACCAGCGCGUCCACACCGACGCCAGGCCCUUCCGCUGCGCCGUCUGCCCCAAGACCUUCAAGCAGCUGUGCGUCCUGAAGAACCACCAGCUUACGCACUCGGGCGUCCGCUACCAAUGCCCGCUGUGCAGCAAGAGCUUCAGCCGCGCGCUGGAGCUCACCUACCACAUCGACGUGCACUCCGACGCGCAACCCUACUACUGCAGCGUCUGCAAGAAGAACCUGAGCGGCGCCCGCAUCUUCAGGAAGCACAUGAGGAAGCACGAGUCCGACGAGCCGAAGCUCGACCCGGCGGCGGCGGAGCCGAUGAAAAACCAAUGAAGGUCACCUCAGAAUCACGUGACCUGAGAGAUUCGCUGCUAAACUUCCUACAGGAGCUCAGAAGGGCCAAACAAAGCAGAGACUCCAGCUAGCAACCCGAUUCAUCGAUGCCUUGCUCAAGGGCACGGCGAGAGCCGGACCAAGACGUUCAACACGAAAUAAUCAGAUUCUCCACAAUAAAAAUUUGAUCCAAAUGAAA
Messenger RNA from Xiphophorus hellerii (green swordtail), 2742 nucleotides. RefSeq names its product endothelial zinc finger protein induced by tumor necrosis factor alpha-like. Gene Ontology annotation, biological process: regulation of gene expression. Gene Ontology annotation, cellular component: nucleus. NCBI's taxonomy places the organism in Eukaryota, Metazoa, Chordata, Actinopteri, Cyprinodontiformes, Poeciliidae. The record is from RefSeq and is a predicted model, not a curated record. The coding region runs from base 309 to 2543 and encodes 744 amino acids. The transcript has 9 exons.